AUGUUGUGCUGGAGUGCAUCUGCAGCUGCUGCAGUUGCUGCUGCUGCUGCAGUUGCUGCUGCUGCUGCUGCUUGUGUUGGGGUGUAUACGCAGCUGCAGGAAGACAUACUAAAGCAACUGCAGCAAAUAAGCUCCGAGGGGCCCCGGUGUCUCGUCGAUCCCUUGCUGCUGCUGCCCCCCACUGAGCAGCAGCAGCAGCAGCAGCAGCAGCAGCAACAACAGCUGCAACAGCAACAGCUACAGCAGCAGCAGCAACAUCUGCAACAGCAGCAACAGCAGCAACAGCAACAGCAGUCGCAAGACCAACAACAGCAGCAGCAGCAACAACAGCCGCAGCUUCAGCAACAACAGCAGCUGCAGCAGCAACAGCAGCAGCAACCACAGCACCAGCAGCAACAACAGCAGCUGCAGCAGCAACAGCAGCAGCAACAGCAGCAGCAGCUGCUGCAGCACGUGGACCAGCAGCAGUGUAAGCGCGAGUUAUCUCAUUAA
Eimeria mitis is the source of this 492-nucleotide messenger RNA. RefSeq lists its product as uncharacterized. The record is from RefSeq and is a predicted model, not a curated record. Lineage: Eukaryota; Apicomplexa; Conoidasida; Eucoccidiorida; Eimeriidae. The transcript has a single exon. Bases 1 to 492 code for a protein of 163 amino acids.